This is a messenger RNA of Exophiala oligosperma, 1966 nucleotides long. RefSeq lists its product as hypothetical. Gene Ontology annotation, biological process: transmembrane transport. The record is from RefSeq and is a predicted model, not a curated record. NCBI's taxonomy places the organism in Eukaryota, Fungi, Ascomycota, Eurotiomycetes, Chaetothyriales, Herpotrichiellaceae. The transcript is spliced from 3 exons. Bases 463 to 1809 code for a protein of 448 amino acids. Gene Ontology annotation, molecular function: transmembrane transporter activity.
UUGUCGUUGUUGAAUCUGUAAGUUCCGUUGAAUUCACUGCCAGCCAUCAUGGGUGCAGAUUCUCUGUCAUCCGAACCGCCUGAAACGCCUCGACUACCUGAAGAUCUCCAACCAGCAUCAAAAGCCGACUACACCCGGCAAGAGAAGGAACUUGAAUCUGCAUCGCAUGGAAAGGACACUACAGAUACUCCAUCUCAAGAUGAGCCAUCCAGCACGCCUGGCCGGAUCAUUGUUCUAUUGUUGGGUGUUUCUCUCAGCGUUUUCUUGGUUGCUCUGGUACAUGAACCAAAAAACUAUGCCGACUUAGUCUCAAGAUCCAUGCUCAUGCUUUGACAGGACAAUACCAUCCUGUCGACCGCGAUUCCCCGAAUAGUCGACCAGUUCAAGGCACUUGACCGGGUAAGCUGGUACGGCUCGGCUUACCUAUUGACCAAUUGCUCCUUUCAACUUGUGUUUGGCGCCAUGUACUCCUCAUUCUCCAUCAAGGGCAUCCUCCUGCUCGCCAUCUCGAUCUUCGAGAUUGGCUCUGUCAUUUGUGGUAGCGCACAAGGGUCUGUUGCCCUCAUAGUUGGUCGUGCUAUCGCUGGAGUAGGAGCGGCCGGGAUAUUCCAGGGCGCAUUCAUGGUUGUGGCCAUAACUGUGGCGCCGCAAAAGCGUCCAAUGUACAACGGCAUCUUCGGAGCGGUCUAUGGAGUUUCUUCCAUUGUUGCGCCUUUACUAGGGGGGGCAUUUACUCAACAUGCCAGUUGGCGUUGGUGUUUCUAUAUCAACCUCCCUAUUGGCGCAGUCACCAUAGCAACCGUUGUGCUGUACUUGAAAGUCCCAGAGGCUUCUGUCAAGGCGCCUCGUACUUUGGAAGAAUGUGCCGGUGCCGUGCGUAAGAUGGACCCUCUGGGGUUGCUUCUCUUCCUCCCUAGCAUCGUGAGCCUACUAUUGGCCCUUAUCUGGGGUGGCUCCGAAUACGCUUGGUCAAACGGACGCAUCAUCGCGCUAUUUGUACUCUUUGGAGUCUUGAUGGGUGCCUUUAUUUUCGUCGAAAUGCGUGCUGAGGAGCAUGCCAUCCUUCGCAGACAUUUGUUGCGUCAACGCAAUGUCUUGUGUGGAGGCCUUUUUGCGUUUCUACUUGCAGCAAGCAAUUUCAUGAUCGGCUACUACAUGCCAAUGUGGUUUCAGGUUGUGAAGGGGGUGUCGCCGACCAAAUCCGGAACAAUGAGCUUACCCACUAUGAUCUCUAUGGUGAUCACAUCUUUCAUCUGCGGCGGGGUUGUCAGCCGGACGGGCGAGUACUUGCCCUUCUUCUACCUUUCCAGCAUCAUCACCUCUGUUGGUGUAGGCCUCAUAUCGACCUUUCAGAUUGACACCCGCCACCCAAAAUGGAUCGGUUACCAGGUUAUCUUCGGCAGCGGGCUCGGCCUUGGAGUUCAGCUUCCUAUUACCGUUGCCCAGGUAUCGUGUUCCCGUGGUGAUAUUGCUGCAGCGACGUCCCUCAUGGUCUUUUGCCAGAUACUCGGAGGGGCGAUAUUCAUUGCUGUUGCUCAAACUGCCAUCACACAAAGUCUUCAGCACGGUUUGAGGCAGGCAUUGCCAGACUUGGCACUAAGACUACUGAAGAACCCGACCGCGACCCAGCUCGUCUCAGAAGUUGAUCCGGAAUUGGCUCCAGUGGUUCGACGUGUCUUUAAUGACGCAUUGAGAUCCGAAUGGCACAUUGCUGUAGGAAUGGCGGCCGGGACAAUAGUUGCCGUACUGGGCAUACAGCGAGUUAAAUUCGCAAAGGCGAAUCAAAACACAAGUCGAGAAGAGAAAUAGGCCUUUAAAAAUAAUCUAAGGGAUGCAGACAGUGACUGGUUAUUCAAUGAAAGUAUUCGCUCGUCUUUGAUAUCCCCACAGCGUAAGGAAAGAAAUCAAGAUUAGAAAAUUCUCAUGUAUCUUCCAUUCUCUCACACAUGAAGUGUGAUUAAUAGGC